Acanthaster planci (crown-of-thorns starfish) is the source of this 645-nucleotide messenger RNA. RefSeq lists its product as uncharacterized. The record is from RefSeq and is a predicted model, not a curated record. Lineage: Eukaryota; Metazoa; Echinodermata; Asteroidea; Valvatida; Acanthasteridae.
AUGGCUGACAUUGAGGCAACGUUCCAUCAAGUUAAGGUGCCAGAUGGUGACUGCAAUGCCCUGCGAUUUCUUUGGUGGCCUGGUGGAGACCACUCUAAGGAACCGACUAACCAUCAGAUGCUGGUGCAUCUAUAUGGAGCAACAUCAUCGCCUGGCUGUGCCGGAUUUUGCCUUAGAAGAACAGCUGAAGACAACCCAGAAAAUUUCGACGAGGAAACAGUCACAGCGGUCCAAGAGAAUUUCUAUGUAGGUGACCGUCUUGUGCCAGUGAAAACAGAGGACGAAGUCAUCAGGUUAGCCAAUCAACUAAUGGAGUUUUUAGCCAAGGGAGGAGUCAGAUUGACGAAGUGGGUCUGUAACAGUCGUGAGGUGACGGAGGCAAUCCCUGUUGAGGAGAGAGCCCAAUCAGUACUGAAGUUAGAUUUUGAUCAUCUGCCAAUAGAGCGUACCUUGGGUGUGAAGUGGGAUGUGGAGGCCGAUAAGCUUGGAAUACAGAAUGUAUCAGACCCCUCCCAGUGGCGAUAUGUAGACUCUGCCAGCCACCCAGCUGAUGAUGGCUCUCGAGGAUUGACUGCAGAUGAAAUGAUUAGGGACCAGCGCUGGCUGCAUGGACCGGAGUUCCUGUGGAAGGAUGAAGAGCAGUAG